UCGCUCCCAGCCUUGGAGAAGGAGGCCCAGCUGGUUCUCCCUGGAGGUGGGGGAAGGGAAGAGGCCGAGCCGGACGGGGCAGCUGCGCUUGCGCUGUGUGGAAGAGGGCGAGAGAGGUUCAAGGAGACUGAACAAAUUGAAGUGAAAACUACCGUCCGCUGUUGUCGACACAUUUGAAUUCUCUGCUUCGCUCCUCUCUUAUUUCUUAUAUGAGACAUGAGUGUUGGACGCAGAAGAUUAAAGUUGCUGGGAAUUCUAAUGAUGGUCAACUUCUUUAUAUAUGUGAUUGUGGAGGUGUCAAAGAGCAGUGGCCAAGCAAAGAAUUCAAAAAGGCACGUUAUAAUACCACAGGCCAAAUUCUGGAGAAAAUUUGUUCCUCACAAGGCAUAUUGGAAUAAACAGCAGCAGAAGCUGGAACGCUUAUCCAAUCCGAUUUUUGCAUUGCUUACAAAUAUGACAGUGGAAGAAAGCUUAUCUUCUAAUGGCAGCUUUUCAAAUGCGUGUGAUCCUGACCCAUUUGUAGCUCUACAAAUUAAUGGCUUUAAAGACUUGCCAGAUAGAUUUAAAGACUUCUUGCAUUACUUGCGAUGUAGAAACUAUUCAUUAUUAGUGGACCAACCACACAAGUGCAAACAUAAACCUUUUCUGCUUCUGGCUAUCAAAUCACUUAUUCCCCAUUUUGACAGAAGACAAGCAAUCCGACAGUCUUGGGGAAAAGAAAUUAAAUCGGGAGAUGCAACUGUUGUGAGGGUCUUCCUGUUAGGCCAGAACUCUCCGGAGGAUAACUUUCCUGAUCUCUCAGAUAUGUUGAAAUUUGAGAGUGAAAGCCACCAAGAUAUUCUUUUAUGGGACUACAAAGAUACUUUCUUCAAUUUGACCCUGAAAGAGGUACUGUUUCUGAAAUGGGUGAGCAAUACCUGCCCAGAUGCCCAGUUUAUUUUUAAGGGAGAUGAUGAUGUUUUUGUGAACACGCAUCAGAUCCUGGAUUACUUGAAGAGUUUAACCAAGGAUAAAGCCAAAGACUUGUUUAUAGGUGAUGUGAUCAAAGAUGCUGGACCUCAUCGUGACAAGACACUGAAGUACUAUAUCCCAGAAAGUAUUUAUGAAGGCUCUUACCCUCCAUAUGCAGGAGGUGGUGGGUUUCUCUAUUCUGGUGAUCUUGCAUUAAGAUUAGCCAAUGCAUCUGACCAAGUCCUACUCUAUCCCAUUGAUGAUGUCUAUACUGGAAUGUGCCUUCAGAAACUUGGGCUUGCUCCCGAAAAACAUAAAGGCUUCAAGACUUUUGGCAUUGAAGAGAAACACAGGGAUAAUAUUUGUUCCUACACAAAUCUAAUGCUGGUCCACAGCAGGCAACCCCAAGAAAUUAUUAAGAUUUGGACGAACUUGCAAGAUCCAGAUUUAAGUUGUUGAGUACAUAUAUGUCCAAAAGUUCUCUCCAAAUUUGGGUUUAAUUUCUUGGCUAAAUGGUUAGUACUUUGAAUAGUUUGUUUUGCAAAGCAAAACUCGCUAUAAAUGGUUUGUCCAGAACUUCUAAAAGAACAAUUACAUCAGUAACAAUGCACAUCAUGAGGAUAUGGCAUGUAGAUGCAAUCCUUUAUCUUUCCACUGUCGCACGUUCAAUACUUUGACCGAAUAAAAACCUGAAAAAGCAUACCCUUCAGAAGUUGUGAUUAAACUAUUAAUUUAAUGACCAUUUAGCUCAAAUAUUAGAAGACCUUUCCUGUUUUCUAAUUAUAAUAAUUAUUUAAUUGUGGUGAUAGAAGCUAUACACUGAUUUGUUUUCCUGAGAUAAGAUAUCUCAGAGACUGUUUUGGAACUCAAAUUCAGGAAAGUAACUUCAAAAUAAAUAAACUUGGGUGGAGUGUUCAGCUCUCAUACUCUGAGUACUCCUAUUGGAAUUAAGUUACAAGUAAUUUAAGUUUAUGGAUUUAAAUGGACCUACUCCUGAGUAAAAUGCAACUCAUGCCACCAAACAGUUGGUUUUUAUGGCUUUCCUUUUCCACUGUCUCGUUAUAUCCUCCCACUGAACAGUAUUCAGUUAAAUGUUAUGGAGAUCUGUGUAAUGUGUAUGUAACUGUGUUUAAAAUAUCAGAUGAUACAUAUCUAUGGCUGAGAAGCUGUAUAGUUUAAAGUGUAUUUUGGGAGGUUAAGUGUUGCUUUGCAUCAGACUUAGCUAAUGGUCAAGCAUUUUACACUUUUUCUUAAACUGGUAUCAGACCUACACAGUCUCUUUAUUUCCACAGUAGGCUUAACAUUUGCUCUGUUGUCUUUUAUGUUGUUAAAAAAAAUCAGGCAACUUCACUGAUAAAAUUAACUGAUAUGUGAAUUGUUAAUUGGCUUACAAAAACUGGGCCUUCCUUAUGGUCUAGGGUUAGAACUUUAUGAAAAUGUGCAAUUUCUGAGAUUCCAAAUCACUCAAAUGACCCCUAUAAUUAUUAAGGGUAUCUCAAAGUCACAGGUCCUAAAACACUCUAUCUGCCAUAUCUUCAUCUGUGUUAUAUCAGACAAUUAUUCAAAACAAUGACUGCUUUCUUUAUAUACGUAGAAGUGCCUGUAUUUAUUGUUCAGAUGGAAGACCAAAACAUUUUCUUAAAUAUAUUUAAGAAACAUUUGUAUAGUGUUGUCAGUCAUAUUUAAAUAGAGUAAACUAUUUUAAAUGUGUUGAAAUAUAAAAAGUUAAAUAAAGUUAAUUGUUUUUGAAUUUCAAAAAGUACAUGUGUGUACAUCCCAAUUUGUAUAGACAAGUCUAAAUAAUUCACACUAUAAUGAUCACCAUCAGUAUGUCAACUUUAAUUUACUUGAGAGCUCUUAUGGCCUGGGUCUGUGGUUUGUUGCCCCACAAGAUGGGGCCAUGUUCUUGUCCAUCACACUGGUGCAAUUUCUACCAUUGCACUGCUUGCUAGGAGCAAAUUAUAACCAGUCAACAAGGAGAGACAUUUUGCGCUGGAAAAGCCCCUCUGUUUCUGUGGGUGCAGCCAAGUUGUCCAAGUUCAUUUCCAUUUCCAUGUUGUAGGGGAGGCUUAGUGGUAUUAUGAGGUAACAAUUCAGUGGCAGAGAGACUGAGAAAGAGAUCUACAGGCAGCAGCCUUGGUAGUAUAUAUAUAAUGCUCAUCUUGAUGAUAAUCCAAAACUUAGAGCAGUGGCAUUCUUCCACAUUGUUUUGAGAUAGGCUCCAGUCUCCUCAGAGGGGUUUCUAUCUUUUUGAUGUUUAGAGUUGAAGGGAAAUCUGUUCAUUCUUAAAAAUAUUCUAUCCUGUUAUAGUUGUAUGCUUACGUUAAGAAAGAAAAUUGCUGAGGGAGGAAUUCAUCAUGGCAGUCAUUAGCACAAGCUUUUCAGCUUGCAAGAGGAAACCAUCUUCUUCCCCGCAUGCAUUUCUGGAGGUUGUUCUUAUACCCCACAGCCAAUUUGGGGUGGGGGUGGAGGAGAGGAAGGGGGAAGCCCCAUUGCAGUAGCAGCACUCAUUAGUGUAUUCCCCUACUCUAAGGCCACUGUUCUGUUCCCCCUUACAUGGAACAAGCACCGUUGAACUCAAAGGGGCUUAUUCCUGAGUAGACAUGUAGAGGACUGGACUUUAAGGCCCGUAUCCUGUGAACAUUUGCCUGUGGAUAAGCCCCAAAGAAUACAUUGCAACACACUUCUGAGAAAACACACAGUAAGCUUGUUCACCUUAGUCCUUGUCGCUCACCUCGUUUCCCCCCAUUUUUCUGUAUUCUGUUUUGUUGCUUUACUCCACGUUUACUGCACCACAAAGUUCAUAUUGUCUGCAAUCUCCACAUUUUAUCAAGAGAUAAAAAUAAGUUUUUUAAUUCUAUUUUUGUAAAUAAAAUAAAAUGUCUUUGAAUUUGAAAAGUGUGUUGCUCUAAGAUUUGAUUAGAAACUUGUUUGCAGUAUUUUAAUACUUUGACUUUACAGCAGAUUGGUUCUAUCUGGUAUGUUCUUUUGUAUGCAAAAGGAGGAACGUAUUCCACUUUAUGUUGGUAGUAGCACUUUGGCUCCACUGAAAUAGGUGGGUCAAGUUACUUUUGACUUCAGUCUCAUUGAUUUCACUAGACACUAUCCAGAAAUAAAACUAAAAACAACACCUGGCCAUUGAGUAAACUCCAUGUAUGCUGCUCUGAGCUUCUUAGAGAGGAAAGAUACAAUAUCAUAUGAUAAUAAAAUAAAUAAAUGGUAAAGCCCUUAACAGUAAGUUCCCAAUAACUUAAUGAAUGUAAUGAAAUUCAGACAAUUUAGACUGUUGCCUAAGGCUGUACUGUAACUCCUAAUAGGGAACAGGUGCUGUAAACUUAGGAACAGUCCAAGCUGUGCUGUACAUCUUAAAAAGCAAGUUAAUGAGAAAUACACAACAGUCCCAUUUCAAAAUUACAUGUGCAGCCCAAAUUCAUGUUUAUUCAGAAGUCUUUCUAGUUCAGUGGCACACACUCCCUUUCCCUUCAUCAUGGGGUUCCAGACCUGUUCACGAGGGCAGCACGAGUAGCUUAGAAGCAUUACAGUAGAAAUUGAUGAUGGAUGCAGCACAAAGACUCUUAAGAAUCUGAAAGCAUAUGCUGCCAACUUGUACCUGUUAAAGUGGUCAACUAGAGCUCUAGUUGUAGUAGUUUAUUGCAGCAAAAGCAAGAGUCUUGUGGUAUCUUAGAAUGUUUGGCAUAAUCUUUCCCUGGAAAAAGGAACCCCAACUGGAAGAGUACACCACUUCCAGACGCACUAUAAUCCCUGUACAAUACUUGGAUAAGGCAGCACAAAUGUUACAAAAAUCAAUUUAACCCACAGCUCUAAAGUUCUUAAAAUUUAACCAACUAUUUUAAACUGCUUUGAAUAGAUAAGCUGAACUGAAAAUGACGCUGAGAAGUUAAGAAAAGGACAGCAGAAAAAUGAUGAGUAUCUGAAACAGCGUCACCUUAAUUUGUUUUGACUGAGUAUACACCUUGUUAAUAUCCUUCAAUAAUUUUAAAAGAAACGGUUGCACUAUUGAGAGUAAACCUUUGCUGUUACGAUAAUAAAAAUAUAAAUCCUAUAAUAUAUGGAUCAAAUAACAGUAGUCUUAAUAAAGACAUAUGAAACCUCCAUAAACCAUGAAUCAAAAUAGUUUAUUGGGCAGACCGAGCCUUGGGCAAUCAUUUAUCCCCUUUCUUGGCUUUGAGAAGAUACUGUGGGACUGGUUCUCAAAGGGUGUGACUGACGUGCCACACUGGCAAGAUCUGGCAAGAUUCAAGGACAAUCAAAGAAACAUUGAAACAUUUCAGAUAAUAUUAUAUAUAUAUAUGCAGAAUAUGGAUAGAUAUCUUUUCAAAAUAAGAACAAGAGCACCUAGUGAUAUUUAGGACAUAUUGUUGUGAACAAGGAUUUUCAACUGACAAAUAUGAUAGCUCAGAAAAGAGAAAGGUUUCUUUUUGUUGAUUAGGAGAUGAUUUCUUUGUCUCAGAUUAGACCUAAUAUAAAUGAGAUUAUCCAACAAAAGCAAGUUCACACCUCUCAAUGUGUUUGUACACAUAUUAAGGUUCAAAUAUAAGAGACUUGUUUAUAUUUUGGGAAUGAUUCAUGUUCUUAUGUAGUUGCAUUAUUUUAUACUUUCUGGAUGUUCCAUGAUCCUAUUAUAAAGUAAUUGUGUUCUGUAUUAUGAAUCAAGCACAGCUAGGAGUUGUUUCUUUUUUGUUUUUCAGUGUAUUCCUUACCAAUAAAAAUUGGGUGUGGUGCGAGUUUAUUUUGAAA
Messenger RNA from Podarcis muralis (Common wall lizard), 5709 nucleotides. It is a transcript of the gene B3GNT2, whose product is annotated as UDP-GlcNAc:betaGal beta-1,3-N-acetylglucosaminyltransferase 2. Gene Ontology annotation, cellular component: Golgi membrane. NCBI's taxonomy places the organism in Eukaryota, Metazoa, Chordata, Lepidosauria, Squamata, Lacertidae. Gene Ontology annotation, biological process: protein O-linked glycosylation; poly-N-acetyllactosamine biosynthetic process. The record is from RefSeq and is a predicted model, not a curated record. Gene Ontology annotation, molecular function: N-acetyllactosaminide beta-1,3-N-acetylglucosaminyltransferase activity.